AUGACCGGUCAAGAUGGUCUAUCGCCAUCCUUUGUGGAGACUGUAGCGGGAUUCACAGCAGGAAUAGUGUCCACACUUUGUCUGCAUCCAUUGGAUUUGGUCAAGACCCGACUACAGGUCGAUCGGUCCUCGUCUUCUCGAAUUGGUGGUUCGCUCCGAGUCAUCCAUGAAAUCUCUCUCCAUGAGGGUGGCGUCGCUGCGUUCUAUCGGGGAUUGAGUCCUAACAUCAUAGGGAACUCUACCAGCUGGGGACUCUAUUUCCUGUGCUAUGGGAAGGCCAAAGAAGUUGCGCGGACGUUUCACGCACAUGAUGGGCAGGAUCUCACUUCGUCCGACUACUUUGCGGCGUCGGGAACGGCAGGUCUGCUCACGGCUAUCCUGACAAAUCCAAUCUGGGUAAUCAAAACCCGCAUGCUAUCCACGGGCUCACGAGCACCUGGCGCAUACUCGUCCGUUGCGACUGGCGUGAAGCAGAUUCUCCAAACCGAGGGCGUCGCCGGUUUCUACCGGGGGCUAUUCCCCGCACUUUUCGGUGUCAGCCAUGGGGCUCUACAAUUCAUGGCCUAUGAGCAGUUGAAAAUCUACCGCUCAAAGAUGACAACAAUAACAACGACUUUCUUUUCUGACAAUGGCACCGCCAAAAACCCAGACCAAAAGCGCACACUCGGAAACAUCGACUUUUUCGUUAUCUCCGGUCUCUCCAAGACGUUCGCCGGAGGCGUGACAUACCCGUACCAGGUCCUGCGGUCUCGUUUACAGACCUACGAUGCCCAUCUCGUGUAUCGAGGUGCGUGUGAUGCGAUUGCACAGAUCUGGGCGCGGGAAGGUCUGGCAGGAUUCUACAAGGGUCUGGGGCCGAAUCUGUUUCGGGUAUUGCCCAGCACAUGGGUGACGUUUUUGGUGUAUGAGAAUACUAAGGUGUAUUUGCCCCGGUUGGUGUUUUGA
Molecule: messenger RNA, 945 nt
Organism: Aspergillus ruber CBS 135680
Lineage: Eukaryota; Fungi; Ascomycota; Eurotiomycetes; Eurotiales; Aspergillaceae
Product: putative mitochondrial folate carrier protein Flx1
Exons: 3
Coding region: 1-945 (314 amino acids)
Biological process (GO): nucleotide transport; folate import into mitochondrion
Cellular component (GO): mitochondrion
Molecular function (GO): FAD transmembrane transporter activity; folic acid transmembrane transporter activity
Source: RefSeq, a predicted model, not a curated record